Molecule: messenger RNA, 909 nt
Organism: Aspergillus glaucus CBS 516.65
Lineage: Eukaryota; Fungi; Ascomycota; Eurotiomycetes; Eurotiales; Aspergillaceae
Product: aminoglycoside phosphotransferase family protein
Exons: 2
Coding region: 1-909 (302 amino acids)
Source: RefSeq, a predicted model, not a curated record
AUGGGCAAAUCUUUAAUCCCGUCCAUCCUAUGGCCAGAUUUCACUUGGCCACGGUCAACUCCUUCCACAAUUUUACAAACUAUACCUCCAGUGCCCCGCGUGCCGGGUAAAGCUAUCAGAAUAGCAUGGGGUAUCGUUCACAAGUCAUUAUAUACCUUUUCCCGAUGGUAUUCUUCUUGGUUUGGCAUCACUUUUGAUGCUAACAUCGUACAAUUACCCUUUGGGCUCGUUAUGAAAUGGACAGAUCGGACAAGCAUAGAGGAAGCUGUCUCAAUGCAAAUGGCAGAAGCUGCUGGAAUUCCCGUUCCAAAGGUCCUAAGUUGUGGUGAACACCCAGAGGCCCCAUUUAAUAGGAAGAUUUCGAUCUUGAUGACGAGAUUGCCGGGGGUGUCCCUUGAAAAUUCAGACGAUCUCUUACAAGUCGAUAACGAGGAGCCAUGGCUAGAGGAACUGAAGAUGUGCGUACGCGCUAUGCGUUCCUGGCGUUUUCCCGGCCAGAAAAUAAUAGCUUCGCCUAUUGGAACGUCCCUCCGAAGUCCAAGAGAAGAAUUUUACGAAUAUCUUGUCUCCCCAGCUUCUGCCCAUGCAUUUAAAUCAACCGCAGAAUACGAGAACACACUCACGCGUGCAAACAAGCUUCAACGCGACUAUCGGAUUGUGUUUACUCAUGGAGAUUUCAAAGCUCACAACAUCCUUGUUGGCGAUGAUGGACAUUUAUCUGGGUUUCUGGACUGGGAAUCGGCAGGCUGGUAUCCAGAAUACUGGGAAUUUACGACAGCAAUGCGGUUCGGAAAAGGGAGCUGGUGGUUCCAAGUAGCUUCUUGGAUCGGCGGAGAUCAGUAUUAUGAUGAACUGGAUUCUGAUGUAGCUUUGAACCUAUUAACUGUCGACUCCUAUAUAGCCAUAUGA